Carica papaya (papaya) is the source of this 554-nucleotide messenger RNA. The record is from RefSeq and is a predicted model, not a curated record. Lineage: Eukaryota; Viridiplantae; Streptophyta; Magnoliopsida; Brassicales; Caricaceae.
CAUGGAAAAUAUAUGCAAAGAAAGUGUUAACCAUGGGAGGUAUGUAUGGAUUUUGGAGGGAGUUGAAUCUUGAUCAGAAGGCAGCCAAAGAUCGUUACAAUCAAAUGAUUUACAAUCUUCAAUUCAGAGAAUUGGCAAAGAAGGUACCGAUCACAACAAAUGAAUCCCAACAACAGGUAUCAGAGAUGAUGACGGAAUCUCAACUCCUGAAACCAACUGAACCACAACAAGAAACACCAUUGGUGACACCUAAACCAGCAUCAGUUUACACAGAAGAACCUAAAGGUCCAGCAGAAGGAAUUAAACAAAUAGCAAAAGAGACAACUGAAUCUCCAAACCAACAAUCAACAAGUGAGAAUUUAGAGCAGCUGGAACCUGCGUUUCCACUACGAGGCUUAUGCUUGCUUUUCAGUUCUUGGUGCUUCGUCAUCUUUAUUCUCUACAUUCUGUACAUAUUAACAAAGCUAUUUUGGUCAUCCAUGGUUUGAUUUCUUUUCUAUCUUGUACCUAUUUCUGUAUUGUGGUAAUAAAUUUCUUCAUGCAUCCUUCUUGUA